Molecule: messenger RNA, 902 nt
Organism: Colletes gigas
Lineage: Eukaryota; Metazoa; Arthropoda; Insecta; Hymenoptera; Colletidae
Gene: Snapin
Product: SNAPIN protein homolog
Exons: 2
Coding region: 423-902 (159 amino acids)
Biological process (GO): lysosome localization; synaptic vesicle exocytosis; intracellular protein transport
Cellular component (GO): BORC complex; synaptic vesicle; BLOC-1 complex
Molecular function (GO): SNARE binding
Source: RefSeq, a predicted model, not a curated record
GCAAAUGACGGUGCAGUCGUUUACAAAUCGGCGCCUUAUUUAUUGUAAAAAUAACUUUUGAAUUAAGUUUGACAAAUCGGUCGACGUAUAUAAUUACUAGUUAAUGUGUAUAAGAAGAACGAGAGAAGCAAACUGUCUGCAAAGUAUUGUUUUCACCGUUUCUUUUGGUGACUCCUCAAUGGGGACUGUCAGUCACGUGCUAUAAAACAUAGGUUGAAAGAAUUUAUGAAAUGUCCAGUGAACAUAUUGUAUAGCUGUAAUUAAUUAAUAAAAUAAAGACUGGCCAUUAUAUAAAGUUAUAAAGUGUAAAUAAAUAAUUAUAAAGUGUCCUGGGUGCCAUUUUCUGGGAUCGCCACAUCGACGUAACAAGUGGUGCUACCUGGAAAAUAUGGAAUGAUCGGAGAUUAGAAAGAAGUAGAAACAUGGAUGUGGAUACAGCAAGCGAUAAUACAUCUAUAGAUGACAAGAUAGACGAUUUUUGCGAAAACCCGACGAGAGAUGCCUUGACGGAAGGUCUUAUGAGCCUUCUGAAACCCGCGGUGGAUCGAUUAGACGAAGGAAUUCGUGCCACUAGGAUAUGUCAAAUAGAAACGAAACAACGGAUCGAAUCUUUGAUAGAAGAGUUGCAAAGAAGCAACGAGGUAUUGCAGUGCCCGUUGGAGACCGAUUCUUACGUGAAAAAAUUGAUCAAUGCCAAACACAAGAUCACCAUCGUCAGUAAUAUCUUACAAACCAUGCAGGAGCGAUUGAACACGAUCUAUCAAGCAGUAGAAAAGAACACGGCGAAGAGGAAGGCAUUAUUGGAUUACAGUUCUGUGUCCGGCAGCUCUACAAAUAUUCCAGAGAAAGGUGAACAAUCAGAGACAGAGAAAGACACUGUGCCGCCUAAAGAACAAGAAUAA